CAGUGCACCCCUAGAAUGUGUGAAUGUAUUUGUACUUGGACGUAUAAAGUCACCCAGUUAUUAAUUGUAAUGCCCGUGUUGAGUGGUGUUGAUUUUAUCACGUUGAUGUGGUUCUUCCUUCUGCACCUCCACCUCUCUGGCGUCUCGUGUGACUUCAGCCGUUUUUCUGACUGAGUCGCUGGAUUUCUGUCCGCCUCGUCUCUCUUCACAGCUAAUCUGACGGAAACUGAACGUCCAGCAGCUUCUGCGCUCUAAUUGUGUUCAGUGAGCUGCGAGACUCUCGGCUCAGCAAACAGCAGUCGCUCGGCAUCAGCAGAAGGCCUCACAGAAAACAACCAAAUGGGUUCAUUGGCACUCAAUGAAAAUCCUGUAACUCCUCCUCCACCUGCGAAGAGCCUCUGAAAUGCCAUCCUGCAGGAAGUUUAAAUACCUUAAACAGGUUUGAUCUGAUCAGACUCGACACUCUCUCGAUCGACAAGUACAUCAGAGACUACAGCUGAAACCACCUGCCGUACCGAAACCAUGGCGUCUGUGUCCAGCAGCUCUCUGCUCAACAAGGCGGUCCGGCAGCAGUACAUGGGCCUGUGUCAGGGCGGGAAGUGCCAGGUCACCUACAUCUGGGUGGACGGCACCGGAGAGGGGCUGCGCAACAAGACCAGGACCCUGGACUCAGAACCCACCUGCAUCGAAGAAAUCCCAGAGUGGAACUUCGACGGGUCGAGCACCUACCAGGCCGAAGGCUCCAACAGCGACAUGUACCUCAUCCCAGUCCGCAUGUUCAGGGAUCCCUUCACCCUUGACCCCAACAAACUCGUCCUCUGUGAAGUCCUCAAAUACAACCGCCUUCCUGCCGAAACCAACCAUCGCCACAGCUGCAACCAAGUGAUGCAGCAGGUGAAGGAGCACUGCUUGUGGUUCGGCAUGGAGCAGGAGUACACCCUGCUGGGGGUAGACGGGCAUCCGUUCAGCUGGCCUUCAAAAGGGUUCCCAGCACCACAAGGCCCGUAUUACUGCGGCGUCGGAGCGAACCACGCGUACGGACGGGACGUGGUGGAGUGCCACUACAAAGCCUGCCUCUACGCCGGCAUCCAGAUCUGCGGCACCAACGCUGAAGUCAUGCCGUCUCAGUGGGAGUUCCAGGUGGGUCCCUGUAAAGGCAUUGAGAUGGGCGACCAUCUUUGGGUGGCGCGCUUCCUGCUGCAUCGUGUGUGUGAAGACUUUGGGGUCGUCGCCACCCUGGACCCCAAGCCGAUAACAGGCAACUGGAACGGCGCAGGCUGCCACACCAACGUCAGCACCCAGCAGAUGAGGGAAGAAGAAGGACUGAAGUACAUUGAGCUGGCCAUUGAGAAGCUGGGCAAAAAGCACAAGCAGCACAUCGAGGUGUACGACCCGCGCGGCGGAACGGACAACAUGCGGCGCCUCACCGGUCUGCACGAAACCUCCAGCAUCAACGACUUCUCCGCUGGCGUGGCCAACCGCGGCGCCAGCAUCCGCAUCCCGCGGCAGGUGGGCAAGGACAAGCGGGGCUACUUUGAGGACCGCCGCCCUGCAGCUAACUGCGACCCCUACACCGUUACCAUGGCAAUCGCUCAAACCUGCCUCCUCGAUCCAACGGAAGAAUAGAGCAAGAUAGAGGAGUUAGCUUAGGCUGCUUUCACACUGCAGAGUGAAGGGAGAUAAAUGUGAUUGUUUUUUACUUACGGGUGUUCAAAGUGCCGUCAUUUUGUGUGGCCCCCAUCUGCAUUUAAAAAAUUAUACAAAUUUGGCUGAUAGAUGCAGAAAAGGGGUAAAAAGGGUAAAAUGAUUAAUGAAUUAAUUUUAUUACAAUGGAGAAUGUAAAGUAAAACACAAAGUGUUUCUGUUUUAUAACAAACCAUGUUUACCCACAGACUUUUACUGAAAAGACGACCAAAUUAGCUUUAAUUUAAUUUAGUAAUGCAUGAUAAACCCACCUCAACAUCAGUAUCGGCCAAUAUCAGUCUUUUUUUUUUUAACAUAUUGGUAUCGGUCUGAGUAAUAAACAACCAACAUUUAUCUUUUAUCCAUUUCUGGUUGGGAGUUUUUUUUCAAAGGUGUCGGAACAAAAGUGAAAUGUAAAUACUAUCAGUUAUCAACCACAAAAGAAAUAUUGAUAUCGGAUAUCAAUAUCGGCCCAAACUUUUGUAUCGGUACAUUCGUAAUUUAAUUUAUUGAACUUGACUAAAUAUAGCAAAUAUUUUGGGAAAAAAAAUCACCCAAAUCCUGUUCUUAUCACUGAAAAUAAAUAUAUUUAAUCAAGCCAAAAAGAAACAGAAAGUUAGAUGCUUUAAGUACAGCAGACAUGAAAAAUCUACAAUAUUGUAUU
Messenger RNA from Poecilia latipinna (sailfin molly), 2347 nucleotides. Its product is annotated as glutamine synthetase-like. Bases 523 to 1626 code for a protein of 367 amino acids. NCBI's taxonomy places the organism in Eukaryota, Metazoa, Chordata, Actinopteri, Cyprinodontiformes, Poeciliidae. Gene Ontology annotation, molecular function: glutamine synthetase activity. The record is from RefSeq and is a predicted model, not a curated record. The transcript has 8 exons. Gene Ontology annotation, cellular component: cytoplasm.